Grammomys surdaster is the source of this 809-nucleotide messenger RNA. Its product is annotated as leucyl-cystinyl aminopeptidase-like. The transcript has 3 exons. Gene Ontology annotation, cellular component: cytoplasm. NCBI's taxonomy places the organism in Eukaryota, Metazoa, Chordata, Mammalia, Rodentia, Muridae. Gene Ontology annotation, biological process: proteolysis; peptide catabolic process. Gene Ontology annotation, molecular function: zinc ion binding; metalloaminopeptidase activity; peptide binding. The annotation marks the transcript as partial. The record is from RefSeq and is a predicted model, not a curated record.
GUUAAUGAAAAGUAGCCUUGAUGGUGAUAUCAUCCGAACACAGAAGUUGUCACUUAUCAUUAGAACAGUAGGCAGACAUUUUCCUGGACAUUUGCUGGCAUGGGAUUUUGUUAAAGAAAACUGGAAUAAGCUUGUACAUAAGUUCCAUCUGGGCUCCUAUACCAUACAAAGUAUUGUUGCUGGAUCUACUCACUUAUUUUCAACAAAGACACAUUUAUCUGAGGUCCAGGCAUUCUUUGAAAAUCAGUCGGAGGCAACCUUGCAGCUUCGGUGUAUUCAGGAGGCUUUGGAAGUGAUUCAACUGAAUAUCCAGUGGAUGGCCAGGAAUCUGAAAACACUGACACUGUGGCUGUAGCACUCACAGCUGAUCUUCAGGUGCCCACGGCUCUGCUGCUUUUGCAAAGGUUGAGUGAAGGCUGGCCUGCUGCUGAGUUGUUUGCACUGUUAGGAGUUCUAGUUAGCUCAGGGCCUAAUUGUAUUUUUCAUGUCUUUUCUGAAAUGUCUUUAGGCAGUAGUUAUUUAUUACAAAAUUAUAUUCACCUGUAUGACAGCCAUCUAUAAUAAGAAUGAAUAAUUUUUCUUUGACACACAAAUGGAAAAAAGAGUCAGAUUUGAAAUUUUGUUCUAUUUAUUAGUGUCUGGAGUGUUACUGUUACAAUGCAACCAAGACAGAUGUGCUGUAAGAACCACUGUGUUUGUAGGUUGCUGAUUGGGCAGCUGUUUGUUGCUUCUUGUUAAAUAGAUACACCUGGAUUUUGAUGUUACUCUAAAGAGUGCAGUGGCAAAUACAUUGAAGAUGUAGCUCUAGA